Messenger RNA from Osmia bicornis bicornis, 1540 nucleotides. RefSeq names its product calcium load-activated calcium channel. Gene Ontology annotation, biological process: endoplasmic reticulum calcium ion homeostasis. Gene Ontology annotation, cellular component: cytoplasm; endoplasmic reticulum membrane; endoplasmic reticulum. The transcript has 4 exons. Gene Ontology annotation, molecular function: calcium channel activity. The coding region runs from base 139 to 690 and encodes 183 amino acids. The record is from RefSeq and is a predicted model, not a curated record. NCBI's taxonomy places the organism in Eukaryota, Metazoa, Arthropoda, Insecta, Hymenoptera, Megachilidae.
AAUUAAUUUCACACCCAUUCACAGCAAUUCACAGUCAUUCAAAAUCACUUCAUGAAUUGGUGUAUUUAAAAGAGCAAUAUUUGGGUUACAUGUCUAAAUAAUUUAAGCAAUAUUUAAGAAAUCUUUUUCUGUGUCAAUAUGUGGGCAGAUACUAUUUUAAUUGUAUUUAUAAGUAUCUGUACAGCUUUAUUAGGAGAAGGUUUAACAUGGCUAAUGGUUUAUAGAACAGAAAAAUAUCAGAAGUUAAAAUCUGAAGUAGAAAAACAAAGUAAAAAAUUGGAAAAGAGGAAAGAAGCGCACGGGGAUUCAUUAGACAAACAGCAAAAGAAAAAGAUUGAAAGAGAGGAAGAAAGAUUAAAAAAUAAUAAUAGAGACUUAUCUCUUGUAAAAAUGAAAUCAAUGUUUGCAAUUGGGUUUGCAUUUACUGCUCUUUUAAGCAUGUUUAAUAGCAUAUUUGAUGGAAGAGUUGUGGCAAGGUUGCCUUUUGUUCCAAUUAGUUGGAUACAAGGUUUAUCUCAUAGGAACCUUCCAGGUGAUGAUUAUACAGAGUGUUCAUUUAUUUUUCUUUAUAUACUGUGUACCAUGAGCAUUAGACAGAAUAUUCAAAAACUACUUGGAUUUGCUCCAUCUAGAACAGCAAGUAAACAGAGUGGAAGUAUUUUUGGCCCUCCACCACAACAAUUUAAAUGAAUUUAGAAAAAUUUUAUAAAUUAAUUACAUAUUUGCCAUUCUACUACACUUAAUGAAUGACUGAUAAUGAAAGAGAAGUUUUCAUAUAGAUUAAAAUUGAAGCUUAAUAUAUUAUAAUAUAUACUUAAUGUAUAUAUUAUCUUUUUAAAGAUAUUUAGCAUACAUACAAUAAAUAUAUAUUUAAUACUGAUCUUUUUUUAAUUUGUAUAUAAUACAUUGUUUUAAUAAACAUUAAAGGAUUGUUGAUAACUAAUUAUUUGUUAAUGAUUCUGAAUGUGAAAAAAUAUGAUUUUUAUUGAAACAUAAAAAUGUAACGAUAAUCAGAAAUAUUUAAAAAUAUUAAUGAAAAGAUAAUAAAAUGUUUAAAUAUAUUGUAAAGGGAGUCUUUUAAUUAGUAUAAUAAUGCAAUAUAUUUUAGAAAAUAGGUAUGACUCAUGUAUUCCAUCAAGCAGUUCUUAUACAACAAUCAAUGUUAUAUACAAACAUAACAAUCAAUCAUAUACAAAAAAUAACCACUACCCUUAAUUCGUAAAAAAUAUUUAAUACAAUAGUAUGCUUGCGAUCUCGUUUUAUAGAGAACAAGUUCACAUUUAUAAAUGAACAUGUACUCAACAAAUAUUAGAUCGUUUCGCAUUGAACUAUUUCAAAUUAUACAUACACGUUUUUACUAAAAAGUUGCCUUCUUUUAUAUUAUUACAUAGUAUUUUAAGCCUAAAACAGUCUCUUGUUAUUAGAGCUAGCGACAUUUUAUACAAAAUGGUACAAUUAUAAUAUUUACAAUCAAUCUACGUACACGACUAAAUGUAAGAUAUCUUAAUUUAAUAAAAAGUUAUUUAACUCAUUAUUUGAA